AAUCUGUCGACAAAUCAGACGAUUGGGAAAUCCCUCUCUAACCUCGACCUCAACCGACCACACCACCACCCCGACGUCGCGACCCCAGAAGACCGCCGUCAUGUUCUUGCAACGCACCGCUGUGGCUGUCGCUCGCCGCGCUGCCGUCUCGCCCGCCGCCCGCCGUACCUUCAUCGCCUCCGCCAUCCGCCGGGAUGCCAAGGACGUCGAGCCUCGUGCGCCCAUCAGCCAGAAGCUGAAGUCUUUCAACGAGAUCAAGUCCGAAGAUGACCUUCGCGGACCCGAGGUUCCUAGCGACCUCGACCAAGCCACUGGUCUCGAGCGUCUCGAGAUUCUCGGAAAGAUGGAGGGUGUCGACAUCUUCGAUAUGCGACCCCUCGAUGCCUCGCGCAAGGGCACUGUCGAGAACCCCAUUACCAUUCGGUCUGCUGGUGACGAGCAGUACGCCGGCUGCACUGGCUACCCCGCCGACUCCCACGUUGUCACCUGGCUCGGCAUGAACCGCGAGCGCCCGAUGGAGCGGUGCCCCGAGUGCGGUAGCGUCUACAAGAUGGAGUACGUUGGUCCUCAGGACGACCACCACGGCCAUCACGACCACCACGGCUACGAGGAGCCCAAGACCUUCGCCGACUUCGUCAAGCCUGAAUAUCGCUAGAUGCUGCAUUUGACGUCAUACGGCCGCACCGCCCUUCGUUUUCGAAAGCCAAGCCAAGAUGGUGGGAUGGGAGUUGAGGACACAUUAGAGACUAUUGUACAUUGUUAACGGCAGUGUAAAAUCCGUUCGAGUUCUAGUGCAUUGCUGCACGAUGGCAUGUCUGUCGGUACUCUGCUUACCUUUGGCGGAUGAUCCA
Molecule: messenger RNA, 851 nt
Organism: Microdochium trichocladiopsis
Lineage: Eukaryota; Fungi; Ascomycota; Sordariomycetes; Xylariales; Microdochiaceae
Product: cytochrome c subunit
Exons: 6
Coding region: 101-655 (184 amino acids)
Biological process (GO): mitochondrial electron transport, cytochrome c to oxygen
Cellular component (GO): mitochondrial envelope
Source: RefSeq, a predicted model, not a curated record